Molecule: messenger RNA, 3528 nt
Organism: Labrus bergylta (ballan wrasse)
Lineage: Eukaryota; Metazoa; Chordata; Actinopteri; Labriformes; Labridae
Source: RefSeq, a predicted model, not a curated record
UAGAGGCAGCAGCAAUGUUGAGCAACUAUCCCACAGGCGCAACAGCAAAGACCGUACUUGUAGCAGUGUAGAUGCACCAUCUGUUCGCAGGGACAGCAGGGACCAGGGCUGCAGCAGUGUAGAGCCCAUCCCAGUGAUAAGAAGAGACUCCAAGGACAGAGGCAUCAGCAAUGGCGACCUGGUGCCGAGAAGAGACAGCAAAGACCGAAGCGGGGGACAGGGAAUGGAGCCUUUUCUGAGACAGGACAGCAAAGAAAGAGAGAGACUGCUAGAUCAGCCGCCUGAGCUGUUACCAAGACAGGACAGCAAGGAAAGGGUGAGAAAUGGUUUAGACAGUAGACACGAAAGUCGAGAGAGACUGCUUGAUCAGCCGCCCGAGCUCUUACCCCGACAAGACAGCAAAGAUAGAGCCAGGAAUGCUGUGGACUCAAAGCACGAUAGCAGAGACAGGCCCCCUGAGCUUUUACCCAGACAAGACAGCAAAGACAGAGCAAGAAGUGGAGCAGAACUUAGGCAUGAUGGCAAAGAGCAACGUCCAGAUUUGUUACCCCGACAGGAUAGCAAAGAGAGAGUAAGGAACGAUGUAGAACAUAGACACGAGGGUAGAAUAGACCAACCGCCAGAGAUCCUCACCCGACAAGAAACUUCGAGGAGCAGCAACAGCAGGGACAAGAUCAGCUCUGAAUCGAAGCAUGAUGGGAGAGAUCGAAGCAGCCACAAUGGAGGAGAACAUCCUCCACCUCCCCUACCCAGGCAGGACAGUAAAGACCUGAGCAGAACAGGACUCGAAGUGAGACGGGACAGCAAAGACCGGAGUUUGAAUGGAUCAGAACAGCAUCAGUAUGAUGCAAAGAGCACAAAGAGCCCUUCUGCAAUGGAGUACAGGUGUGAAAGUAAGGACCGAGGAUACAGAUCGGAUGGCACGCCCAGGCGGGAUAGCAGAGCAAAUUACAGCGGUGACCAAUCAAAAGCACAAGAGAGGAACGGCAGCACAAUGUCAGGACAGCAUUCAUCCAUAACCACACCUACUCACCAUGGGAGAUCGUCUGGAAGCCCCCCAAUGACAGCAGGGACAGGAAAUGAUCCAAAAGCAGCACCAAAGUAUGCCCGCUCACCUUCUAUGCCUGCUAACCCCUCUCCAAUGGGAACUCCACAAAGGAGAGCAGCAGAGACACAACAAAGUCAGAUGCCCCAGAUGCCAUGGAUCUGUGGAGACACCACCAUGCUGGAACAGAUCGAGAGGAAGCGCACCCUCUGCCAGCAGAUUCGCUCCAAACAGCAUCCACACCUGCAGAGAUUCCUGGAGAGGCCUCCUCCCCCUCCAGACAGGAGCGAGGAGAGGCACCAGGAGCGGAGUCAGUGCAAGCAAGAGAGUUCAUCAGCCCUCCCAGGCUGGGGGAAAAGUGGUGGGGCCAAAAAGAUCCGUCCUCCCCCUUACCCUACACAGAAAACUGUGUUCUGGGACACUGCCAUCUAACAACACACUUGCACCUCCCUGCCACACAACCCCCCCGAGAUACCCCAUCCCCUCUUUCAUAUUGGUUGUGCUGAUGCUUCCCUGCAACAUCAGGGGUGUCAGGACAGCCAGUAAGAGCACCAAGAAGUUCCUCGCUGAUGUCAUUGGACAAUGGUGGUUACCAUAGCAAUAUUUCUGCUCGUUCAGGUUGUCAUGUUUUCUUAUCAUCACUGGUGAUAUUUGAUAUUUUUCUAUUUCCUGUGAUUGGAUUCUUGUAAUAUAAUAAGUAGAAUAGAUAUUUGAUGAAUAGAUAUUUUCUAAAUGAGAUGGGGAUUAAAAGCAGCUUAAAUUAUGUAUAGUAGAUGUAGAUGCAAUCUAAUUUUUUGUUUUUGUUAUUUCUGUUUGGGUUAUUUUACAUUUGAAAGCAUAAUCUAUCAAUACUUGUACUGUAGUAGCAUAAUUUUCUUAUGCCCAAGGCUUUCUUUUCUUGUGCUGAAUAGCACUGAAAAUGAAUGGACUAUUCAAUUCUGUCUAUAUAUACUUUACAUUUUCACUGUUGUAUUGUAAGUUGAGGAGUUAACGUGCUUUAGAUUCCAACGCCCUCCAUGCCUGGUCCAGUAUGUUCUACAAUGUACAACAGAUGGUCCUGGAACAGAAACAGGAAACUUUGUGUGCUUCAGUUUGUAUAUUACAGUAAGAAGCUGUGUAGUAACUAAGUCAAAGCCUUUUGAAGCGGUUGAAUCGUUUUAUAUAGGACAAAAAAAAAAAAACCUGUUGGCUGGCAUGUGGGAGAGGAAUGAAAAAGUGUGAAAUGUUUCUGCUGUAAUCUAAGAUACACUAUGAGGGUGGGUUGGGGAGGUAGUAAAUUAGAACAUACAUUAUCAACAGUUUAACUUCCAAAACCAGCCAAAGCCUGUUAAAGCGAGAGAAGGGUGUGGUUGCACUUUGGACGGUCGGUUCUUUAAAAUGGGGUCGGUGGCAAUAGCUGGCGAGUACCAGCGCCCUUACUUUGCCAUGCACACUACGAGCACCACGACACAUUGUAAAUACUUGAUGCCAACAACCAGCCCGUACAAUCAACAACACCUGAGCUUUUAGAGCAUUUCUUAAUUUAACUGCAGAUUAUAAUAGCCAUAUGCACUUGCUUAAGAAUUAACUUUCAAGAUUAUGCUUAUAUAUAUAUAUUUUUGAAAAUGUUAAAGGUAGCUGUGCCAUGUAAGUUUUCAUUUAUUGGCGAGAGGGAGGUUAAAGCCUCAGGAGGCUGGCUGUGUGUGACAUGCAGUCAUCUAUGAUUGGUUGUCUCGGACAAUAUUCACAAUUCGACUGGCAACCGUUUCAGAGAUCAAAGGACCUAUAACAUGGCAACAGCUCUACCCAGUCAAGCAGACAGGGGUUGCACAAGGGCCUACAAAUCUUUGAGGCUUUGUAAAAAGAAAAUGAAAAAGAAAUGCACUACCCAUCAUAUGUCAUUACAUUCAAUCAGGCGGAUUACAUACAUGUCCCUCUCCCCCUGCUCUCUCCCUCUACCUCAACCUCCUACUUACAUCAUUGAAAUUGGUUCUCUUCAGCACAUUCAAAUGCAAUGUUGACAUUGCCAAAAUAGUCUGGGUUGGACACGUGAGCUAACCCUCAGAGUGGAAUGCAAGUGCAGUACUCGACACUACAGAGGUCCCUCUGUGUUGUACCUUUACGUGUGUGUUUGAGGGAGAGAGCCGUGUGUUUGUCUGUGUGUGCCAAGCUACACUGUAUGCAAGUUGAACUUUUAAAAAUGAUUGUUUUAAGACAUUUUACUUUGCCUCAUCCAUGAUAAUUGGAGGGCAAAGGUUGGAAAUGUAAUAAUGAUGAUGUACAAUCUCUUUGUGUGUAUAAACGUGCACUGUGAAAAGGUAGAGAGAGCACCGCACUGUCAGAGUCCUCUGUCUUAUUGCACUGAGUGUUCUCUUGUUUUUUGCGUAAGAAAAAAAGAAAAGGAAAAAACAUGUUUGAGGAAAAAAAAGUACUGUAUUCUGAUUGUCACUUGGGUUCUGUUGAGAGAAAUAAAUAAAUAUGAACUUGAAACCCUCUAUGGAAAA